Messenger RNA from Solanum dulcamara, 1420 nucleotides. RefSeq names its product alkylbase DNA glycosidase-like protein mag2. The transcript has 2 exons. Gene Ontology annotation, cellular component: nucleus; protein-DNA complex. Lineage: Eukaryota; Viridiplantae; Streptophyta; Magnoliopsida; Solanales; Solanaceae. Bases 151 to 1134 code for a protein of 327 amino acids. Gene Ontology annotation, molecular function: DNA-3-methyladenine glycosylase activity; alkylated DNA binding; DNA-7-methylguanine glycosylase activity. The record is from RefSeq and is a predicted model, not a curated record. Gene Ontology annotation, biological process: base-excision repair, AP site formation; DNA alkylation repair; base-excision repair.
CCCAAAACCGGGAGAGUUAAUACAAUUAUCGAGCUGACUGCUAAACACUUCACUCACCAUUUUUUUUUUGUUUCCUUCAAAUCUCCAUUAACGACUUCCCCUGUUAAAUCCCACAAUUGAUCGCCAUUUCCAGUUUCCUUUCCUUCAUCCAUGGCCGAAGAAUCAGAAUCUGCAUCUGAACCCCACCCUAACACCACCACCACCCCAACAAACCCCCCAUCUACCGACGCCAUUAAUGUUGUACCUCUUCAAGCUCAUUCACCACCCACCAAACUUCCUUCUCGACCCAGAAAAAUCCGAAAGCUUUCCAACACUGUUGAUCCCUCUUUACCCAAAACUCAGAUUUCCACCAUCGUACCAAGAAUUGUUUCUCGUUCACUUUCAUGUGAAGGUGAGCUCGAGUCAGCCAUUAAUUACCUCAAAUCCUCCGACCCAUUACUCUCCCCAUUGAUUGAAACAUACCCACUUCCUACACUCGAACUUUUUCAACCCCCUUUUCUUGCCCUCACCAAAAGCAUUCUGUUUCAGCAGCUAGCGUAUAAAGCUGGGUCAUCGAUUUACACUCGAUUUAUAUCUCUUUGUGGUGGGGAAUCGAAUGUAGUUCCAGAUUUGGUUUUGGGGUUAACCCCACAACAUCUUCGACAAAUUGGGGUAUCUGCUAGAAAAGCAAGCUAUUUACAUGACCUAGCAAGGAAGUACCAAAAUGGGAUUUUGUCGGAUAAGUCAAUUAUUGAUAUGGAUGAUAAAUCCCUUUUUACAAUGCUUACUAUGGUGAAUGGAAUUGGGUCUUGGUCAGUUCAUAUGUUUAUGAUUUUUUCACUUCAUAGGCCGGAUGUGUUGCCGAUACAUGAUCUUGGUAUUAGGAAAGGAGUGAAAAUGUUAUAUGGCCUUGAUGAUCUUCCUAGGCCAUCACAGAUGGAUCAGUUGUGUGAGAAAUGGAAGCCUUAUAGGUCGGUAGCUUCCUGGUACAUUUGGAGGUUUGUAGAGGCAAAGGGAGCAAUUUCAAAAGCCAAUGUGGUGGGGAGUUCUGAUGUUAGUUUACAGCAGCAGAUGUUGUCAAUGCAGCAGCAACAACAUCAACCGAAUCAGCAGUUCUUGGAUCCUGUUAAUGGGAUUUUUAAUGUUGGGAGCUAAGUGAUUUAAGGGGCUAAGGAUGCGAACAACCAAGCUAAGUAUGAAUUUGGUGGAAUUUAAGAGCUUGCUAAUUGGAGAAGAGCGGGUCUGGUGAAGGCACAACUAAGUUAUGCCUUCCAUAUUCUCGACAUGUGCUUCACAAGUUUAUUCCAUCUACUUUAUUGUUAAAUUUAUAUAUAAAUUUUGUGUAUACACAUUCUUGAAAUAAAGGUUGAAAAUAUAAAACAUAGAAGUAUUUGGCUCAUCAGUAAUGACCUAUUGAUUCCAUAGUGAAUUCUUAACCUUU